UUUUAAUGCUUAUUUUACAUCGCUUCGAGUCGGAGGAGACUAUGUGGCGAUUGAUCAAGACCUUCUUUGAACCUGGUUAGAUCUCACCAAUCUACCCGGCCAGGAAUCGAACCUGGAACCUAUUGGGGACGCUAUAAAUGAAUGCGAUAUCUAGUGGACAUAGCCCACACUGAAAAAAAUGGCCGUUCGAUGGUAUCUGACGUGCGCUCCAUUUGUUUAGUUGCUUUGAUCAGUUGCUCCGAAAAAUGGAGUACUCAUUGGAAAAUAAUUCGGUACAACGCAAAGUGAAAAUAUUCCAGAAGAAAUGUUGUGCCAGAGGAUGUUUCAGUACAUCAGUGAAUCAUCCAGAAUUGAGUUUUCACGUCAUUCCACAACCAAAUCGAAAAUAUUCACUCAUAGAUCCGAAUGACCUCCAAAGUGCAAUCGAAAUUGAUGUACGAGAAACUUGGAUUAAAUUAUUGAAGCCGGAGAAAAUUGUGAAAAAUUCGCGAGUGUGUAGCUUACAUUUCUCACUCGAUGAUUUUGUGUUCCCAGGUGAGUUUUUAGUCUCAAGUGGUUAAACAGAUGCACUUUGACUUUGACUUUGACACAAUUUUUCAGAGUUCGCUCUGGAGUGUGGAAUGUCCCGACGGAGAUUGAAAAAAUAUGCUGUCCCGACUCAACAUUUACCAGUAUGUGAUGCCCAGGAUCAGCAAAAUCAGGAGAACUUGAAAGAGGCGUACAUAUCACCCUCUCUAAGGGGUAGCACGUCACCAUUCCAACGAAUCGCUACCUUAGAGGAAAAUAUCAAUAUAACGCCAGUCGCAAACGAAUCUAGAUCUCCUGGGAGACGGGGAAAUACGUCAAAAUUCGAGGUGACCGAAACCGAUGGAGGAAAGCAUGCAGUUAAAUGUGACUUGUAUUCGUUAUUCGAUGCAGUCGAGGCAGUUGUCUGUGACAAUGAAAUAUGUCGUCAAAUGUUAUCUCCACAAGGACCGUUGGAAGGAACAAUCACUGAUCAUCUAUACGCAGAUGAAAAUGAUCCACCAAAUAGUGAUGCGAGUGUACAAGUAUCAGCGGAGGAUUUAGCGUCAUUUUGGAGAAAAAAGUCUGUUGAUGUUGGCAUUCAGGUGAAAUCUGGAGACUUUUACGAGCCAUUUAGCACGAGGAUUUCCACAGAUCAUGAUUUAUCUGUCCUCUGUGGAAUUAGAAAUCAUCGCAUUCUCGAUAAAUUAGUUCAACUAAUUAUGAGGUUUUUUCCAGAAAAACGACCUCAUAAAAUGCCGUUAAGGGACCGAAUUAUUUUAACGACGAUGAAAUUGAAAAACGACUUGACAUUUUCCUUCCUCACAAUCAUUAUGCGAUGUGUGGCUGAAUCAACGUGUCGAGCUAUUUUCUUAGACACUUUACAAAAACUGUCGACAAUUCUAAGGUGUGUAAUUCGAUGGGUCCCCAAGGAAGAAAUCACCAGAAAUAUGCCUCUCGCCUUCGAGAAUUUUGAAAACACAGUGUGCGUAGUGGAUUGUACUGAAUUCAAGAUUCAGAAACCUAAAUGUCUAGCAUGCCGUCUCAAAAUCUAUUCGCAAUAUAAAAGUAAUUUCACUGCUAAAUUUAUGACUGUGGUCAGUCCUGCAGGACUUUUAAUAUAUUUGAGUGAAGGAUAUGGAGGGCGUUCUUCAGAUGGUGCAAUCUUUGAAGCCAGUAAUAUAACCAGUCGAUUACAACCAGGCGAUGCUGUUAUGGCUGAUAAGGGAUUUCGAAUCGAAAAUUUGUGCGAUAAAUUUGGCAUACAAUUAUACAGAUCGGCGUUUUUAGAAAGGAAAAAGCAAUUUUCCACGGAAGAAGCAAUAUUAAACCGCAAUAUUGCCGCUGCACGUGUGCACGUAGAACGGAUGAAUCAAAGAAUUGAAAUAUUCGAUGUGCUAAAAAAUGAAUUGUCAUGGAAUCUGGUAAACUAUGUGAAUGACAUUGUAAUUGUAUGUGCAGGGCUCGCAAAUUUAGGUACACCUCUUUUUGCUGACGAUAAAUUAAUGUAAAUUAUCUGGUUAUUUAAUUGACAAUAAAUAAGCCUCUGAUAACAAUGAUUGUGC
This is a messenger RNA of Fopius arisanus, 2069 nucleotides long. It is a transcript of the gene Camp, whose product is annotated as Cathelicidin-like antimicrobial protein. NCBI's taxonomy places the organism in Eukaryota, Metazoa, Arthropoda, Insecta, Hymenoptera, Braconidae. The coding region runs from base 621 to 2015 and encodes 464 amino acids. The transcript is spliced from 2 exons. The record is from RefSeq and is a predicted model, not a curated record.